This is a messenger RNA of Danio rerio (zebrafish), 1087 nucleotides long. The record is from RefSeq and is a predicted model, not a curated record. Lineage: Eukaryota; Metazoa; Chordata; Actinopteri; Cypriniformes; Danionidae.
GCUUUUUGCAAAUUUAUUUUUCUCGAUGUUUUGCCUGUAUUAAGUUUCGUUUGAACUUGCUCCCCGGGGUUUUUGCUAUUACUGAACCCGCAUAGCAUUGCCUAAAUAUGCAUGUGAGGACUGGAAAUAAUCUUGAAUUUAGAAUAUUAGCAUGAAAACAAGGGGAUGCGAAUGAAUCACUUAAUUAGAGCAAACCACGUGACUGCAGGUUUGUCCUCCGGUCAUAAGAACAGGUGGUCGCAGUGAGCUGAAGUACAGUUCAAACUAGUACACACACUGCUGGUAUACUCAUUGUUUUAUUAGCUAUAUUUGUUCGAUGCCUGGUUGCGUUAUAGGCAAAAGUUUACUGUCAGAAUCUGAUAUAUUACAGUAAGUUAGAGUACAGUUAUUUUAAACUUGCUGUGUGAGAUUUUUUCGUCACUCAAUGAAGGUGGAGGAAGAUCUGCGGAGCGGCGGGACGGUAAGCAGCGGUCGAGGCGGCAAUGACUGCUGUAUUACCAGACUGCUGAGCGUCGUGGAGAGCGAGUUACAGGCCGGCCGAGAGAAGGGAGACCCGACUGAGAAACAGCUCAAAGUCAGCCUGGAAGAUGCUGAACUCUGGAGGAAAUUUAAAGAAGUCACUAAUGAGAUGAUUGUGACCAAGAACGGCAGGAGGAUGUUUCCAGUUCUGAAGGUCAGCGUGACGGGUCUGGAUCCCAAUGCCAUGUAUUCGUUCCUUCUGGACUUCACCCCUGCAGACGGGCACCGCUGGAAGUACGUAAACGGAGAGUGGGUCCCGGCGGGCAAACCUGAGCCUCACAGUCACAGCUGUGUCUACAUCCAUCCCGACUCCCCCAACUUCGGCGCACAUUGGAUGAAGGCUCCGGUGUCCUUCAAUAAAGUCAAACUGACCAAUAAACUCAACGGAGGUGGACAGAUCAUGCUGAAUUCCCUCCAUAAAUAUGAGCCUCAAAUUCACAUUGUUCGUGUUGGGGGAAGCCACAGGAUGGUGACCAACAUCUCCUUCACAGACACUCAGUUCAUCGCUGUAACAGCCUACCAGAAUGAAGAGGUGAACAACAUCUUUACAAAAUCUGAAUCAGAAUAG